AACCUUUUUCUAAGUUCUGAUACCACAUGUCUUUUUCAUUGUCUAGAUUAUGCUGGGCAAAAAGUACCCAAGACCCUCGUAUUGCCAUGGGUCAUCAGUCCCCACUAGAAAAAAAAAUUGUGAGUUUAGGUGGUCUGCAUACUCCAGCAUCAAGAAAUCUGUUAGCUCAAAGACAUAAAGAGGAAAAUGAGUCACUCUCUAGGGAAAAGGCUAUGUCUUUUGACUACCAACUUGCUAAAGCAGAGACUUAUUACUAUUCAAGAAUAAUGGAAAUGGUAAAUGAAAAGAAUGAAUUUAAGAAGCCCAGAAUUGAGUUAUUAAAAUCAUCAAAAAGCCAGAAAAAUGCAGGAGCUGAAGAAUGGGACUAUUUAGUACCAGAGAGAGAGUUACAACAAAUAGAGAGUCACAUACGCAGAGCAGAACAGGCCAGAUCUAUCAAAGAUUCAAAAUGUAAAUCAUUAUCCAGUAUCCCUAACAAAAUACAUUUUCCUAAACUCCUAUUACCUGAAAGUAAGAGGAAUGCUUUCCAAAACACCCCACCCACUAGAAAGAAAGUAAGAGAGUGGGAGCGGGAUCAGCAAACUAAAGAACAUCUAGAACGUAUGAAUCGAGGUAGAGAAUGUAAUGAGGAAAGGGCCAAAGAAAGACUUUCUGUAAAAAUCCCAAAUCCUCCUCCUCCAAUUCAAAAGCACAUAAAGAAGAAGAACCAUAAAAUGUAUGAAUGGAACACUGCUUAUCCACUUCUUCAACCUCAGGAUGGAAGUCCAAUUGAAGUGGAUAUCCUUGUGCAAGAACCAGAAAAGAAAGAUGUAAGAAAAAAUAAAAAGCGAAAAGAGAAGAAUUUCUCUCACCUGAAACCUGUGAAUGCUGAUUCGAAAUCUUACCGCAUUGAAGAUGCUAUCUGUCGAGAUCUGCUUGAUAAAUUACUUGUGUAUCUACAAACCUGGAUAAGAGAAAUGAUUCUGGGAUUACUGGAGGGUCGAAUUGACAGACAGACAUGCAACCUCUUGCCGAUCAACUACAAGACUAAAUGUAAAACGGGUUCUCAACCUGGGUCCACAGACCCCUUUGGAUUCCUGGGAUCCUGUGAAUUUGAACUGAACCUAAAAUUGUCACAAGCAGAUGAGCUUCAUCUGGCAAACUACCUAGAGCAGGUGAGCAUCCUACGCAUGUGUUUUAUUAAUCACCCAGUGUGGGACCUCAUGCCAGGUACUGGCCAUGCAAAUAUAGACAGGAGGCAGAUGUCGCCCUCAUGGAACUUCAGCUUUAACAGGGGCUGCUGCAUCAUGUGUCGGGGGAGAGUGGUGGUCAGCGAGAGGAGCCUUGGGACAGACCAUUACAGGCAUUGCAAAUAG
Messenger RNA from Gracilinanus agilis (Agile Gracile Mouse Opossum), 1355 nucleotides. RefSeq lists its product as uncharacterized. Bases 27 to 1355 code for a protein of 442 amino acids. The transcript is spliced from 5 exons. The record is from RefSeq and is a predicted model, not a curated record. Lineage: Eukaryota; Metazoa; Chordata; Mammalia; Didelphimorphia; Didelphidae.